Molecule: messenger RNA, 4497 nt
Organism: Scleropages formosus (Asian bonytongue)
Lineage: Eukaryota; Metazoa; Chordata; Actinopteri; Osteoglossiformes; Osteoglossidae
Gene: dennd1c
Product: DENN domain containing 1C
Exons: 23
Coding region: 485-3298 (937 amino acids)
Biological process (GO): endocytic recycling; endocytosis
Cellular component (GO): intracellular membrane-bounded organelle; cytosol
Molecular function (GO): phosphatidylinositol phosphate binding; guanyl-nucleotide exchange factor activity
Source: RefSeq, a predicted model, not a curated record
AGAAGUGGCUGACGAGCUGUGAAUUAAUGAUCCUAGGGUUCCAUUGUGCUGAAAACUCUUACAAACCAAGUGAAGUCACCUCAGGGAGGAAACGCACUCCAUUCCCACUUCCCAAAGCACUUGUUAAAUGUUCCUGAAGAGAAGGUGUGUCUGCUUGAAAGCAGCUCAGGGUGGAAGGAAAAAACAGAAGUACGACAUUGAAACUCGGCAAUAAACAAGGGCCGGAUAUACUUCCUAUUCUGGGUGAAAGAGAGAUCUAGACACGUCACAUUCACACACACACACGCACACACCGACCACACACGCAUACCCUCGCACCGAUCAGGAAGUGAUACACACAGCAUCAGGUCUUUGUGCUAGGUGUCCCAGGGUACAGCUGUCAGCCUCGGGGGAAGAAUUACACAAGGUUGUGAUUAUGAGCCAUUCGACGCUCCGCUGCUGACCUCCGAUUCCUGCUCUGGACUCGAAGCUACAGCACUUUGUCAUGGGCACCCGGCUGAAACAAAAUCCAGAGAGAACCUUCUACUGGUUCUUUGAGGCCUCCUGUCCCAUUGCCAAGGACAAAGAUCCUGGAGUUUUAUUUCAGUUUCCGGAGGAUUUCAGUGAUGAGGAAUCCAUUCAGAGCCUCCCAAGGUUCUGCUUCCCCUACGACAUUGAGAGGGUGAGGGCGAGUGUGGCAGUGCAGCACUUCACCUUUGUGCUCACCGACCUGGAGGGGUGCCAGCGUUUUGGAUUUUGUCGUCAGACAUCCGGAUCCAGGACCUGUCUCUGCAUCCUGAGCUACCUGCCGUGGUUUGAGGUGUUCUACAAGCUGCUCAACUCUCUGGCAGACUAUCUGUCCAAAGGGCAGACCAAUGAGAUGCGGGAGCUGCUGUCAGCCCUCUACAGGCACCCAGUUCCACAGGCGGACAGUUGUGUCACUUUGCAGCUGGGCGAGCAGAUUCAGAUCACCACAGGGGCACGGCAACCCCCCGACAGCGGUCACCCUGCCCCACUUGGGCAGGGAGAAUCAGGGAUCCCGUACUUCAUCGCUCCAGACCCCAGGACUCUGCCCUCCAUCCCUGAGAGUAGGAACCUGACUGAGCUCGUGGUGGCUGUGGAUGUGAGCAACCUGCUGCAGCUCUACGCCAGCAUGCUGUUUGAGAGACGCAUCCUGAUCUGCUCCAGCAAGCUGAGCACGUGUCUCAAAAGUGCUGAUUGGCCCAGUUGCACUGUGUCUUCCCAGCUGACAGCCUGUGUGCAUGCCUGCAGCGCCAUGCUUUUCCCCAUGUACUGGCAGCACAUUUUCAUCCCCGUGCUCCCCCCUCACCUGCUCGACUACUGCUGUGCACCCAUGCCCUACCUGAUCGGAGUCCAUUCCAGUCUCUUCGAGAGAGUGAGGGGCAACGCCUUGGAGGAUGUGGUCAUCCUGAAUGUGGACACAAACACCAUAGAGUCUCCAUUUGACGACCUGAAGAGGAUUCCCUCGGACGUGGUGUCGGCCCUGAAAAUGAGGCUGAAGAAGCAGUCUGCGGCCACGGGGACGGGAGUGGCCAGGGCCUUCCUGAGGGCACAGGCACAGCUGUUUGGGGGGUAUAGGGAUGCACUGAUCUGCACACAGGAAGGAGGGUCAAUCUCUUUCUGCAAAGAGUCCUUCCUAAAUCACAAGUCCAGCAGUAUGAGGCAGUUCCUGGAGAGUGCUGUGCACCUGCAGUUCUUCAAGCAGUUCAUUGAUGCAAGGCUGGAGUUGCUGAACCGGGGCAGUGAACCAGCAGACCUCUUCGAGGAGGAGAUCCUACAGUUUGGGGCAUCUGCUUCAGGUGGCAGACCUUACCAACAGUGGGUGGGCAGCUUAAAGAAAGGGGGCGGUGCACUAAUCCACACCGUUAAGACCAAGGCUAACAUAUACAAGGCCGGGAAAAUCCUCGCCAAGUGUGAUCCAAGGAAUAAGGAGGAUAGUGACGUCCCCAUCCUCUACAGAGUGGGGUCCCUGCGGUCGGACCCCCCCGGAUCUCACCAGUACCGCAGGGUCCGGUCGGACUGCCUGCAGAGUCGGCUGCCUAUCACACAGCACUUUGGGAAGUCUCGGCCACGUCGUCCAACCCGUAGGUUCACUAGCCCUUUGGAGGAUGGGAUUCAGUCGAACCCGAACAGCACCGCGACGUGCACCUGGGAACCUGUCGUGGAGAAUGGGGAGGCAGACGCUGAGGUCAGCAGCAUGGAGAGCACACAGCUGGAGGACCCUGACAGUGACCUUAUGCCUGACCCUGAAGAGAUGGACUUGCUAGGGGAGAUCUUCGACACGCUCAGCACGCGGAGCUCCCAUGAACGCGGCCUGCUCUACGCAACUCGCAGCCUCGAUCUCUUUGGGUCUGACAGCAGUGACUACAUCACACGGUGCAAGAUGACCGCUCCGAGCCAAGAGAGUCUGAGCCCCUCCACAGGGAGGAGUGAAAGUCUGCUGAGCUGGGGCCAGGAUGGCAGCUUGGAGGAGAGCCAGCAUGGCGAUCUAGAGGAGGGAGGCUCUGACAGGCUAGAUGCACUGGAGGUAGGCCAGCAGGACAGUUUCAGGGAAGGCAUUGAGGAGUGUGUUGAAGAGAACUCAAAGGCAGGGAAGGGGAAAGGGUGUUAUGAAGAUAGGCAGGAAGAGGGAUUGGAGAGGCUGGAGCAGGAGCCGGAAGGGUUAGACCGAACGAGAUUGGAAAGACAUGACAUGGGAUUUGAAAGCAGUCAGGUUGUCCAGGAAGAGGAGCAGAGGAGCGAGAACGUGGAAUCCUUCCUCCCAGAUUCCUCACCUGCCCUUGGAGGAAGUGCACUACUUUCCCCUUCCACAGGAGUCGCCUGGGAGAAAGGAACCCAUUUGGAGGACCAGCUGGCUGUGGGGCCCCCAUCUGGGGUUGAGGAGAUUGCGGUCUUGCUUUUGCAAGAAGGGAGCAUGAGGAAGGAGAACCAGUCUCAGCUCCCACAGCAGGGGAAUGAGGGUGGAGACACACCCAAAACUAACUCUGCAUCUCCAGAGAUCCUGAAGCCAGGUUCUGCAGCAGUGGAAGGGGAAAGUACUUCUCCCAGGCUAAAGGAGACAUUGACUCUGUUCGAGGUCAGGGCUUCAAGGAGGCCAGUGAGCGUUUGGAGGAACAUCUCCGAAAGACCUGAUCCUUCUGUGUCUCCAAAUGGUAGGCUAGAAAAUCGGGCCACUGGGGUCUUGGACAGCUCAAAUGGAGUACUUUGUACUGGGCUAUCUGCAGCACCAGAGACCAGUGAGACUGAGGACCAUCCCCCUGUUAAGGUGUCCGAGUUGAAGAAACGGUUCGAGGCCUGACUCCUGUGAUGUUCCUAGUGUCACUGUGUGUGACUGCAUGACAAGUCCAACAACAGCUUUGCCGUCACUCAGUGCCUGAUAGAUCUCCACAGCAACAGCACCGCUUUGUCUCAAAUAUAAAGAUGAAAGAGUCAAGACCAUAUUCACCUGAACUUUGUUGCCUCUGUAAGCUCUCCCCCGAAUUCCGUGUUCUCAAAAAAACCAAUAUGAUCAAUUCAUCCUUUUAACGAACAGCUGAGAGCAGCAAUACUUUGUGUUCAAUUCAACGUAUUUUUAUAGAGCGCUCUUCUCACACAGUGACACAGAGCGCUCAACAAAGGCAUAAGAUGACGAAACAAAUAAGACAGGUGUUCGUAGUCAAUGUUGGCAGAGCUUCUGGGAUUUCUGAAUAUCUGUGUGGUUGGGGUUAGUGUGUGACGCAUAGACUGACAUACAAAGUGAAAUCAGGAAGCAACAGUAGGACUGAAGUUCAUCAGGAAAGAGCAGGAAGGCGACUUUGAAAAAAUAUCAAAUCUGUUAUUACACUGUUGCUUGGUGUUACACUCUUUAAGAGUGAUCGUUGUGCAUUAUUUUUUCAUAUAAAACCUUUCACAAAUCACCCAGAGAUGUGUUUUAUCAUCAUAUAUUCUUUUGUCACACAUAAUGUUUCAUAUGCCACUGGCUCUUCGGCUUACAAGCGUGAAAGGAAGUCUCUUUGUGACUGUAGUUCACGGUUCUCAACUCUGCAGUCGCUUCUAGCGCUAAGUGACAGUCGACAAAGGGUUAAUAACACAGAUGUCCCUCGGUUUACUUAUAGGUGAGAUUUUGUGAAAAUCUCAGCUGUAGCUGUAACGAAUAAAAAAUAAUUGGUAAAACUGUUAAUUCUCUUAACUUGAAGCUACAUUACAAUUAAAGCUAAUUUAAAAUGACAAAGUAAAAAUAUGUUGAUGAUUCGGCCCACAAACGUAUAACAUUCUUAAUCUUGUGCCCGGUGACCAACAGCAAACAGAAUCUAGAAGUACUUGAAUCAAGGCAUUUCCACAUAUCUACAAAAUGUGUAUCUUAAGUAAAAUAGUAAAAUGAGAAGCCAGUGUAUUUCUGAAGCCUAUUGCUGGAGCGGGGUGGGAAGCCCACAACGUCAUGACUGGAACGCCUAGGGCUUCUGAAAAAUCCAGCUAUUUGGAGCUGUGCUGCCAAAAUGUGGGUGUAAAUAUGCUUCC